Frankliniella occidentalis (western flower thrips) is the source of this 1260-nucleotide messenger RNA. RefSeq lists its product as uncharacterized. The record is from RefSeq and is a predicted model, not a curated record. Lineage: Eukaryota; Metazoa; Arthropoda; Insecta; Thysanoptera; Thripidae. Bases 235 to 1182 code for a protein of 315 amino acids. The transcript has 4 exons. Gene Ontology annotation, molecular function: nucleic acid binding.
UCCAGCGCCUCUUCGCACGUGUUUUGCAGCAUGGUGUUGUCAUGCCACCUAGGCGCCCAGUUAAGAGAACGUAGUUUACCCAAAUAGUUGAGCAAUCGUAUGGCCUGCCGUCGGUGCGAACCGUGGCCGUCAAAUGUGGUGUUCUGUGCUGGGCGCGUGGUCACCCAGGACAGCUGUUAGAACGGUGUUUGUGCAAGUGUGUUGGCGCUCCAAGUGGGCUGUUCUUAUUAUUUUAUGCCAGCCGUUAUUAGUUUUCCCUUUCGUUCUAUAGGUAGAGAGAGAUAUCGUCGCAUCCCCCCGGUUGAAAAUGCUGUGUUGCUUCGUGUGACGUUAAAUGCACACACGAGCACGCGCACAGCGGCUGCGGAUGUGGGCGUCAGCCACAUGACGGUGAACCGGAUUUUGAGGGGCCAUGGGUUGCACCCAUUCAAAAUCGGACACCACCAGGCCCUCAAACCAGGCGAUCCACCGAGGCGAUAUGCCAUGUGCGAAUGGUUUCUUGACAGGAUUGAAAAUGUGGAGAAUCCAGGAGACGACCCGUUUCUUGCGAGUGUGCUGUUCAGUGAUGAGUGCACUUUCAGAAGUGAUGGAGGCGUUAACCGCCACAACGCUCAUCACUAUUCCGGGGAAAACCCUCAUUCCUUCCAGCCAAACCAUGUUCAGGGGGGGUUUAAUGUCACCGUUUGGGCCGUGGGUGACCAAGUGAUAGGGCCGUAUUUUUGGCCGGAUAAUGUUACUGCUGAGGAGUAUGGUAACUUGCUCAACUAUGAGCUCCCCGACAUGUUGGACGAGGUCCCACUUGAAAUUCGCAGAAGGAUGUGGUUCAUGCAGGAUGGGCAUCCAGCUCACACAUCACUGCUUGCUCGGGGGCUUCUCAACAGGGACUAUCCCGGAAGGUGGAUAGGGAAGUAUAGCCCUACUGUCGAGUGGAGCCCUCGCUCGCCUGAUUUGACCCCACUAGACUUUUUUCUGUGGGGUUACAUUAAAGACAGGGUUUAUGGCACAGUCCCGGAGGACCGUGACACUCUCAUGGCCCGGAUUACGGUUGCCUGUGACGAGGUGACACCUCAAAUGUUGCACAAUGUCAGGAAUAACCUGGCUAGACGGCUAACUCUGUGUGUAGAGAACAUGGGGGGCCAUUUUGAACACGGGGGCCAAAAUGAUCCCCACAUUCCUGAGUAGAGUGUACCUUUUUGUUGAAUUGUUUAAUACGGACUUCUCUAGUCAGAGAUUAACUAUUUUUUGUUAGUGUUGAAUAUG